GCCCGCGCGGGACAGGCGGGAGGGAGCGGCCAUGGCGGGGCCCUGCGGCACCGGAGCGCCCGCCGCCCGCUGGAAAAGCCACAUCGUGCGGCAGCUGCGGCAGCGGGACCGCACGCAGAAGGCACUCUUCCUGGAGCUGGUGCCGGCCUAUAACCGUCUCCUAGAGAAGGCUGAACUGCUGGCCCGGUUCUCAGACAAGCUGCAGCCAGAGCCAAACGAUGUCACUCCUGUUCCCUCCCAGGGCCCUUGGGAGGAGGAGUCGCGGUCUAACUCAGACCAAGUCCCAUCACCAGACAUUCUGAGGGUGAAAUGGCAAGAGGAGAAGGAGGGACUUCGGCUGGUCUGUGGUGAGAUGGCCUACCAGGUGGUGGAAAAGACCGCAGCCCUGGGCGCCCUGGAGACCGAGCUGGAGGAGCGGCAGAGCAGGCUGGCGGCCCUGGAGGCUCAGGUGGUGCAGCUGCAGGAGGAGCGGGCCCAGCAAGUGAGGCAGGUGGACGUGCGGCGGGCGCGGAACGUGGCGCAGCGGGCGGCCUACGAGGCGCUGCGCCUGCAAGCCCGGCUCCAGGAGGCGGCACUGCGCAGGCUCGAGGAGGAGGCGCGCGACCUGCUGGAGCGGUUGGUGCAGCGCAAGGCGCGCGCGGCCGCCGAGCGCAACCUGCGCAACGAGCGCCGCGAGAGGGCCAAGCAGGCGCUGGUGUCCCAGGAGCUGAAGAAGGCUGCCAAGCGGACAGUGAGCAUUAGCGAGAACCCAGACACCUUAGGCAAUGGGAUCAGGGAGAAGGCUGAGAUGACUCUCACGCUGCCUGCUGAACCCGAGUUUCUAGAGAGGGAAGCUGGUGAGAAGAGGGAGAAGCCCUUCAGGUCUGCCUCCGCCACCUCCCUGACGCUGUCCCGCUGUGUGGAUGUGGUAAAGGGGCUCCUGCAUUUCAAGAAGAGGAGAGGACACUCAAUUGGGGGAGCGUUUGAGCAGCAAUAUCACAGCAUCCCUGUGUGCGUGGCUGCCCGACUUCCUACCUGGGCUCAGGAUGUGCUGGAUGCCCACCUUUCUGAGGUCAAUGCAGUUCGUUUCGGUCCCAAUGGCAGCCUCCUGGCCACUGGAGGGGCCGACCACCUCAUUCACCUCUGGAAUGUUGUGGGAGGUCGCCUGGAGGCCAACCAAACUCUUGAAGGAGCUGGUAGCAGCAUCACCAGUGUGGACUUUGACCCCUCGGGCUCCCAGGUAUUGGCAGCUACUUACAGUCAGGCUGCUCAGCUCUGGAAGGUGGGAGAGGCACAGUCCAAGGAGACACUAACUGGACACACAGACAAGGUGACGGCUGCUAAAUUCAAGCUAACGAGGCACCAGGCGGUGACUGGGAGCCGAGACCGGACGGUGAAGGAGUGGGACCUCGGCCGUGCCUACUGCUCGAGGACCAUCGAUGUCUUUUCCUACUGCAACGACGUGGUGUGUGGGGACCAUAUCAUCAUUAGUGGCCACAAUGACCAGAAGAUCCGGUUCUGGGACAGCAGGGGGCCCCGCUGCACACAGGUCAUCCCUGUGCAGGGCCGGGUCACCUCCCUGAGCCUCAGCCACGAUCAGCUGCAUCUGCUCAGCUGUUCCCGUGACAACACACUCAAGGUCAUCGACCUGCGAUUCAGCAAUAUCCGCCAGGUGUUCAGAGCUGAUGGCUUCAAGUGCGGUUCUGACUGGACCAAAGCCGUGUUCAGCCCAGACAGAAGCUUUGCGCUGGCCGGUUCCUGGGACGGAGCCCUGUAUAUCUGGGACGUAGACACUGGGAAACUGGAGAGUAGCCUGCGCGGACCCCACUGCGCUGCUGUCAACGCCGUGGCCUGGUGCUGCUCUGGGAACCACGUGGUGAGCGUGGACCAGGCCAGGAAGGUUGUGCUCUGGCACUAGUGCCAUGGCUUCCCCUGCCGGGGCUGGAGCUCUCAUCUCAAGCCUGAAGCCAGAGAACAGCUUCCCCUUCUCCACUGAGCUCCAGGGCCAGUGGGCCAGUGAGGUGUGGGCGGGGUGCGGGCAGGGCGGGGUGGUCUCAGGGCAUUUCGUAGGG
Molecule: messenger RNA, 2051 nt
Organism: Eptesicus fuscus (big brown bat)
Lineage: Eukaryota; Metazoa; Chordata; Mammalia; Chiroptera; Vespertilionidae
Gene: ATG16L2
Product: autophagy related 16 like 2
Exons: 18
Coding region: 32-1897 (621 amino acids)
Biological process (GO): autophagosome assembly; negative stranded viral RNA replication
Cellular component (GO): autophagosome membrane
Molecular function (GO): protein binding
Source: RefSeq, a predicted model, not a curated record